AUGGAUUCUGAAAUUAACUCUUUUUCUUUAAGAAAUAUAGAAGAUCAUCCAUUGAAACUUUUUUCUAUGGCAAAAUAUGAAAGAAGACCUCUUUAUAUAAGUGGACCCAUGGUUAGAUAUUCAAAGUUGCCUUUUCGUUCUCUUGUUCGUAAUUAUAGUGUUGACUUGGCAUAUACUCCAAUGAUGGUUGCAAAAGAGUUUGUUUUCCAUUCUAAUGCACGUUAUUGUGAUUUUUCUACGAAUUUAAAUGAUAGGCCUCUUGUAUCUCAGUUUGCUUCUAAUGAUCCUGUUGUUCUUGGAAGAGCUGUGGAAAUGAUUUCGAAUUAUGUCGAUGGCAUUUCUUUAAAUUGUGGCUGUCCUCAGUCAUGGGCUUGUCAAGGAGGUCUAGGUGCUCAUUUGAUGCAUGAUCCGCAAAACGUAUGUGAGAUGAUAAAGGCAGUAAAAGAACGUUGUGGCAAACGAAUGUGUACUGAAGUUAAAAUAAGGAUUCAUAGUGAUUUACGUAAAACGGUAGAUUGGGCUCAAAAAGUACAAGCAGCUGGUGUAGAUUAUAUGGUAGUUCAUGGACGACGACGAAAUCAAAAAUCUUCAGAACCUGUGAAUCUGGAUGCAAUUAAAUUAAUUAAAGAAUCUCUUACUAUUCCUGUUGUAGCAAAUGGUGAUGUCUUUACUCUUUCUGAUGCUAAUUGUAUAGCUAAAUAUACUAAUGUUAAUGGGAUAAUGUCCUCAAGGGGAAUAUUAUUUAAUCCUGCUUUAUUUUCUGGAUUCGACUCAUGUCCAUGGUCAGCAAUUGAGAGAUUUAUUGAAUAUUCAUUAUCGUAUGGUUUAAAUUUUCAUUUGUUUCAACAACAUAUAUUAAAAAUGAUGGGAAAAAUACUAAAUAAAAAAGACUCUGUUGAUUUGUCAAAACAAAUAGGUAUUGUUGGAAUACUUGAUUGGAUUGAUGAAAGAUUUGUUCUUAGAAGACCUGGUGAACCUGGAUUUGGGAAUGUCCAUAUUUAUGAGAAAAAAUAUAUAAUUUAG
Molecule: messenger RNA, 1023 nt
Organism: Pneumocystis jirovecii RU7
Lineage: Eukaryota; Fungi; Ascomycota; Pneumocystomycetes; Pneumocystales; Pneumocystaceae
Product: tRNA dihydrouridine synthase
Exons: 4
Coding region: 1-1023 (340 amino acids)
Molecular function (GO): tRNA dihydrouridine synthase activity
Source: RefSeq, a predicted model, not a curated record